Messenger RNA from Planococcus citri (citrus mealybug), 1610 nucleotides. RefSeq names its product cyclin K (gene CycK). The record is from RefSeq and is a predicted model, not a curated record. Bases 296 to 1408 code for a protein of 370 amino acids. The transcript has 8 exons. Gene Ontology annotation, cellular component: nucleus; cyclin/CDK positive transcription elongation factor complex. Gene Ontology annotation, molecular function: cyclin-dependent protein serine/threonine kinase activator activity. Gene Ontology annotation, biological process: regulation of transcription by RNA polymerase II; positive regulation of DNA-templated transcription, elongation. Lineage: Eukaryota; Metazoa; Arthropoda; Insecta; Hemiptera; Pseudococcidae.
UGUGUUGUUUAUUUUGAGAUAAUUUUUAUUUUUUGAGCAGCGGUGCUUUUUAUCGUCUCUUGAAUGAAACAGAAUUACGAUCAAUUGAUGAAUUUUUCAUCAAUUUUUUCGCCGGAAAUUAUCAUGCCAUGAUUUAAUAGUGUUCUAAUUAUUCAUUGUUUCUUGUACCGUGUAAAAUGGUUCAUAUUUCAUACUGAGUUUCAUGCGUAUCAAGUGAAUACAUUGAGAGAAUCUUGUAACACUUUUCAUCCUUUCUUUCUCGCUAGGUUGAAAUAGAAAUACAGGUAUUUCUAAAAUGCCGUGGUGGUACUAUGAUAAGAAAGAGCUGAGAACUACGCCUUCUUCUAAAGAUGGUAUAGAUUAUGAAUUGGAGUGCCAAUACAGAAAAGAAGGCGCUCGAUUCAUUAUUGAAACUGGUAACAAGAUGGAUCUAGGUUACAACACCAUGGCUACUGGAGUGGUAUACUUUCAUAGAUUUUACAUGGUCCAUUCCUUUACUGCCUUUCCGAAAUAUUUGACCGCUUGCUGUGCCUUAUUUCUGGCUGGAAAAGUCGAAGAAACUCCGAAGAAAGCCAAAGAUAUUAUUAAAAUGGCUGAGAAAUGUUUACCAUCUACAGAGUUCGCAAAAUUCGGCGAAGACCCAAAGGAAGAGUUGCUCGUUCUUGAAAGGAUACUUCUUCAGUCGAUCAAGUUUGAUUUACAAGUUGAUCAUCCCUACGCUUUUCUAUUGAAGUAUGCCAAAUCGUUGAAAGGUGUUACGAGUGAACGACAGAAAAUGCAAGACGUGCUACAAAUGGCGUGGACUUUCGUUAAUGACAGUCUAUGCACAACUUUAUGUUUACAAUGGGAGCCCGAAGUAAUAGCCGUCGCGAUGUUGUAUUUGGCUGCUAAACUCAGUAAAUACGAUAUAAAUAAUUGGGUCGGCAAAACUGCAAAUCAAACGAGGUGGUGGGAAAUGUUUGUUAAUGGCGUCACGCUCGAACUUCUUGAAGAUAUAUGUCAUCAAGUGUUAGAUUUGUAUUCUCAAAAAAGACCGACUAGUUCAGCCUCUUCCAUACCAGGAACAAACACUUCUCAAACACCUACUGCUGCUAGUAAUAAUCAUAGUGUACCUCCUCCUCCGCCAAAACCUUCGGUGGCUCCACCAAAGUCAGUUGUGAUUCAACCUCCUCCUCCAACAGAACCGAUGGCUACACUGCCACCAACGUCGGUACUGCCUCCUCCUUUAGCAAAUCCCAUUCCUAAUGUGAGUGCUAUGAAUAAUCUAUACCCACCUAAUUCAGCGGUUGCGCCACCACCUCCUCCGCCACAAUUAUUCACCGUACCACCUCCUGGAAUACCGAUGAAUCCACCACCUAGUCAUGAUGGAGCUGCUCCUCCAUACCGUUUCAUAUAUGGUAGAUAUUGAAAUGUUUUGUAACUUUGUGCGAUUUUUAUUGUAUGUAUGUAUUAUUACGAAAGGUAUCUAGUAUUGUUUACCGAAGAAAGAUUCAUUUUUCAUUCAAGAAUUUUUCUCUUUAUUGUAUCUAUGUACAUUUUACAACUGCUUUGUUCAGGUGUUAGAUGUUUUGUUUUUUGUAUGUAAAUAAAUUUUUAUAAAUACUCAAUAA